Molecule: messenger RNA, 1794 nt
Organism: Penicillium argentinense
Lineage: Eukaryota; Fungi; Ascomycota; Eurotiomycetes; Eurotiales; Aspergillaceae
Product: WD40 repeat domain-containing protein
Exons: 4
Coding region: 1-1794 (597 amino acids)
Cellular component (GO): mRNA cleavage and polyadenylation specificity factor complex
Molecular function (GO): protein binding
Source: RefSeq, a predicted model, not a curated record
AUGGCCUUCUACGAGGAACAGGGGGGCGACGCCCCUGGGCGCUUCAACAAGAACUAUGAUGCUCCCGUCGGACCCCGGCGGCCUCGUCUGGUUACGGAUUACGGCUCGUCGAUGGUGCAAUGGAUGCGGACGCGACGACCCCGAUGGAAAGGCGAACACCGCAUGGAGGUGGAACGGCCGAGUGCGAGCUUCACUGUGGACAUGCUGCCGCCCGUUGCGCGAACACACCGCGCCGUCGACACGAUUCCCGUACGACAUUUGCAUCAGUCGAUUGGAAAGUCGAAGAAGCCGAUUGUCGUCGUGCGAUGGACGCCCGAGGGACGACGACUGCUGACCGGUGGACACACGGGAGAAUUUAUGCUCUGGAACGGGACAGCCUUUAAUUUCGAGACCGUCAUGGAUGCUCACUACGAUCAAGUUCAAGCAGGUGUCACGUCCCUCGCGUGGGCGCAUAGUCAGGAAUGGUUGAUCUCCGGUGGACAACGAGGCGACAUUAAAUACUGGCGACCCAACUUCAACAACGUCGAGACCAUUGACGACGCACACCACGAUGCGGUCCGCGAUCUCUCGUGGUCCCCCAGUGACACGAAAUUCGUCUCCGCCUCCGACGACACCACCCUCAAAAUCUUCGACUUCACUUCGCGGACCUGCGAAACAGUCUUGUCCGGACACAACUGGGACGUCAAGUCCUGCGAUUGGCACCCGACAAAGGGUCUGCUGGUAUCGGGAUCCAAGGACCACCAGGUCAAAUUCUGGGAUCCGCGGACCGCGCGAUGCCUCACUACACUGCAUAGCCAUAAGAAUACGGUCACAGCCACACGGUUUUCACGAGUUAAUAGCAAUCUACUCGCGACCUCGUCGCGGGAUCAGACGGCACGCGUCUUUGAUUUGCGGAUGAUGCGUGAUAUUUGCAUUUUGCGGGGCCAUGAGAAGCCCGUCUCGUCGCUGACAUGGCACCCCAUUCACAGCAACCUUAUCUCUACCGGAGCCGAGGACGGUUCCCUGUAUCACUACCUACUCGAUGAACCAAACCUACCCACGGGUCAGAUACCCACUGUGGCACCGUACGACAGCCCCGACCCAGCGAAUACGCCGCCGCAAGUCAUCUUCCCAGCCCAUCGGGUACAGUAUGCUCAUGCAGCUACGAUUUGGUCUCUGGACUGGCAUCCACUAGGCCACAUUCUUGCAUCUGGUUCAAAGGAUAAUUUCACUCGAUUCUGGUCGCGCGCUCGAUCGGGUGAGACUAGUUACAUGAAGGACCGAUUCCAUAUCGGUGAAGAAGCCGCCGAAGCCCAGGGGACCUGGAACCGCGGGUUCGGCCGUCGGCAGAUGCGCGAGGAAGAGGAGCAAGAAGAUCAAGAUGAGGCCGACAGUCUGCCCGACCAGCGACGAUCCGCAUUGCCCGGUACCCAAACGACAGACAACCAAGUGGAUGGGCCUGGAAUGCUUCCAGGAAUCGGCGCUGCUCAACCCCCACCCCCGCCAGGUGGCUUGCCAGGCAUGGGCGGAAUGGAUCCUGGCCGUUUGGCUGCGAUUAUGGGCUCACAACCCCCGGCGCAACAAGGCGGUCAUCCAAACCAAGGCCUGCCGCCUGGUUUCCCCAUGCUUCCUGGCAUGUCGGGGGUGCCUCCACCUCCGCCUAUGAAUAUGAAUCUUGAUAUGGCACAGCUGCAGAAACAGCUGAUGGCACAGGGGAUUCAGUUGCCGGCGAAUAUGAACCUCCAGAAUCUGGCGGCCGGGCUUGGCGGUCUGCCUGGUUUGCAGGGGAGUAUGCCGGAUAACGGGCGCAAGUGA